Uranotaenia lowii is the source of this 822-nucleotide messenger RNA. RefSeq names its product submandibular gland secretory Glx-rich protein CA-like. The record is from RefSeq and is a predicted model, not a curated record. Lineage: Eukaryota; Metazoa; Arthropoda; Insecta; Diptera; Culicidae. The transcript has 2 exons. Bases 1 to 822 code for a protein of 273 amino acids.
AUGCUGUUUGGGUUGACUGAUUCCGGGGUGGUUCCAAGUUUGUGCAAACUAGCAGUAGUGCUGGCCCUGGUGGCACUCGCUCAUGGCAUUCCAAACCGACCUAAAGGCCGAUAUCAGGGUCAGUUGAUGGCUAAGCCGAGUCCGGUGAUGCCGGAAGAAAGUCCAGAGGAAGUCUACCCGAUAGUUCCCGUCGACUCGGAAGUGGCUGAAGUCGUUGAGGAGUCAGAAGUGGUGGCACCUGUUGAAGAUCCUGCCGAAGCUCCGGCGUCCAGCUACUUGGAACCUUCCGCAGAAGUGAAAGAAGUUAGCUCGUAUGAAUCUAAGGACGAAUCUGCCAAUGAUUCCGGAGCAGAUCUCUACAGAGUAGAAAAGAAAGUCAAAGAUGUCGAACAAUCCGAAAGUGGCAACGUAGAAGAAGCUGAACUCGCUGAAGAAUCGGAAGAUGAAACGGAAGCACCUGCUGCCGAUGAAGAAGAGCAACAAGAUCAAGAAGUAGGGGAAGUCGAUCAAGCUGAACCGGAAAUAGACAGUGAGGCCGAAGUGGAACCAAAACCAAGAAUAGCUGGUUUCGAAAUACCCGAGGCAGCAGCUGACAGUUCCGCUGCUGAUGAUGUAGUGGAACUAGAAAAGGUCCUCGAUAACCAAGAUGAGCAGAUUGUUCCAUUGGAGAAGGAAGAUGAAAAUGAGGAACUGGCGGUAAUUUCUCCUGCCGAAGAAGCUAGCAAAGCGGAAAAAAUGCUGGAGCUAGUCAUCGAUCAGCUCAAGUUGAUCAAGUCUAGCUUAAGUGCCCUGCAAUCUUUCUAUAUGAAAAGUGUUGAAUGA